AUGGGCUCAGUGGGCGCCAGAGCAGCGCACGAUGUGGGCGGUGUUCUCGCACGUGUGUGUGUGUGUGCUUUUCUCAGUGACCAAGUCUCCUAUGUUAUAAAGGCAUUUAUCGAUAAUAUUACGAUAUUAAAUAGCUAUGACUAUUAACACUCAUCACGUCCUGACCCCCAUAGGUUUGGCGUUAACAUGAAACUCGCCCUUCGGGGCAAAAAUUAAAACGAAUGACAUAGUCGUAUAUACGUGGCCAGGAAUAAAUGAGUUUUCUGCAGUCCGACACAUCUAAGUCGUUACAGUGACAGGGGGUGACAACCCGAGGUGUCACCCUAGAUGUAACGCCCAGUGGCGUGAGACAAGAGACAGGGCCCAACAGCACGCUAACACCAGCAUAAUGGUGCCUCACGGAGACUAAGUAAGCGCCAGGGUACCUCUACAGCCGUGUUUCGGGUCGCGUGACCUUUGACCUGAGCGGCGUGAUGCGGGUGAAGGAGGGCAAGACUGGCGGCGAGGGUGGUCAGGGCGGCGUGGCCGCCUCCGGCAGAAUGUCAACACUAGACUAUCUGGUGACCAAGAUGCGUCGACACGUCCGUGCUGCUUCAGCAGACUCUCUCACUUCCCCCACCACACCCACCAUCGUGGAGGACGAGGUGGAGAUGCGGGUGUCUGAGGACGAAGGGGUGGUGGAGGCUGAGGACGCCAACAUCCCCGCCCCCCACCUCAGACCGCCCAUGUUCAACCCGGAGGACUACGCCCACGCUCUUGCCAAGUACGCCCACAUGGCUCACCUCUACAUACCUGAGCUGCCCAAGGAGAAGAAGGGCCGAGGGCGUGACAAGGAGAAGAGUGCGGCACGCGAGGCGCCACCGGAGAUGUCAAUGAAGCAGUUCAGUUCCCUGCCGGAGUUGCUAAAGCGUCUGCGAGAAGACCUCAAGCUGUCCUACCUCAGCUUUGUGAAGGAGCUGGUGCGGGAUCCACACGAUGGAGUUACGCUGCUACUUGAUGUCCUCAAGAUGAUCCAGCUGGCCCAGACUGACCUUAAUGGAACAGCCAACAGCCGGGAGCAGCAGUUGGCACUUCGACGAGCACUCAUCGACGAACACGAGUGCCUCUCCUGCCUGAGGUAUUGUAUGCGCUCCACUGAUGCCACCCUCAGGUUAGCCCACUACCACCACGGCCUCUAUGCUCUUGCCGUUGCCACUAUGAGCAACCUCGCCAGGAGUCGGACUCUAGCUCUCCAGCUUCUAACCAGAGCAUGUGUGACUUCGCCAGUAGGCCACCGUCAAGUAGUGGAUGCCAUGGCCACUCUCCGCCUACGCUUUGCCGAACCCGUCAAGUGCAAGUUCCUCAUCUCAAUGAUGCUCUCUCAUCCUCAUCCAAGCUUCCAGGUGUGGGGUUUGCGGUUCAUAAAUGCACUGGUGGCAUCAACAGGAAGCCUGAGAGAGAGAAUUUACCUGCAGGAAGAACUGACGGAGGCUGGCUUUGAUCCUGCUGCCCUCAGGAAGAUCAUUGAGCGAAGUGGCUCGGACCACAUCCAGCAGCAGUCCAUGAUGGAGUUGAACCGGUGGAGUGCUGCUUACAUUGAUGUGGGUAGCUUCGAGAGCGAGAUUCAUGGUCUGCGAACCUCAAACGCCACCCUGCAGGAGGAGCUGAAGAAGCUAAGGGAAGCCAACAUGAAACUCCUUGAAGAAAACGUCCUCCUGAAGACUGUUGGUGGGGAUGUAGAAGAACGUUAUGCAGCCCUCAGGCGACGACUGGAACAGAGUGGUCUUCCAGUAGCACCCUCUCCUAUUCCAUCCAUUAGUGACUCUGAUCUUUCUUCCCUCAACACCUUCAGGAAUAGCACUAUGUGCCGUAGCUCCAUCUCCCCCUCCAGGAAUGGAGAUGCAAGGAGCUCCAUCACUGAGACUGACUCUGUUAUAUUUACUCAAGGUGGUCAGAGGUCUUUCACACCUGUCUGGAACACCAAUUGUCAGAACUCUGCUGAAUCUACUAGUAGCAAGACAUCAAUCUCUUCUAUAGAAACUGUUACUCCAUGUCAUGUAUCUGCUUCCACUACCAGUGUUAUUCCACCCAGCAGUAGGAGCAGACAUCAGUCUUCCUCAUCAACACCCGAGCCAAAGAUGACCUCUCCACUGAGGAGUGCCACAGCAUCUCCAAACAGGAACUGUGAGAGAGAUGAUGAUCAAACGGGGGACAACACACCAACCAGGUCCUCACCGACACAAGAACCCGAGAGAAAGAGAGUUAUUUCAGGAGAAAGAUUCAAUGAACAUAUGCCAACCACACACAUUAAUAUGACUUACUGCAGUGAGAACAAGUUGCCCUCGCCUGAUGUGGAGCUGCAUUGUGAGAGCAGUUGUUCAUCUCCUGAUGGAAAACAGAUGCCUCAGGAGCUCAAAAAUCUAUGCAGAUCAAACAGUCGACACCGGCAACAAAUUUCUGAAGAGCCUCCAGUGAUAAACUGCUCCUUAAAUAAUGUUCCUGACAGGGAGAGGCAGCAAUUGACUAGUCCAACACAGAGUGACAGUAGACCACAUAGUAAAUCUUCCUCACACAUAUCCUCACCAAGGUCAGUGUCGCCAUCUAAUGCCAAAAGGAAGGCUCCAAAGCCUCCUUCUGGCACUACCAGCCCAUUAUCUUCCUCAACUUCUUCCCUGUCAUCCUCAUCCUCCACCUCCUCCAAUGUAGGAGGGGAGCGGAAGGAUCCGGAGUACAUGAAUGUGCCACGGCGGGAGUCGCCGCAGAAUAAGAGUCGAAGUGAAUCGCCUGCCAGCAAGACUAGAAGUGGGAGCGAGGAAGGGGAUCUCGACUAUGAGCGUGACAUGGUAGUGUAUGAGGCCAUCACUCUUGCUAAUGAUAGGAUCUUCAUUGAUAGAAACAAUACCCAAGGCUCCCGUGGCUCCGAAGAGAGUCUGAGUUUGACGGAGACACAGGGCAGUCUGGAGUCUAGGGACAGUCAAGGAGGCUACCCAGAUGGCCAUAGUGUGCGACAGUCUGUGCAUCACUACGAGAAUCUGGUAAUGAUGUCUGACCACUUUGAAGUGGUACCUGAAGCAGCAAAGAAAGAAAAUGAGAGAAAUGGAUCAAAAAGAGAUGAAAAUGAGAUGCAAGAGGAAGAAGAAAUAAAUAAAAAUAAUCAAGAAAACAAGGCAGAAAAACUAGAUGAUGUUAGUGAGAGAGAAGUAGAAGCAGUCAUGUCAGGUCUUGAGAAUGUAUUAAGGAGUGCAGAGUCUUCACUGAGCUUAGUGUCACAAGAAACUGUAAAAGAAAAUCCACUUCUGAAAGAAAACUUUGAAGACCGUGCAAGCCCAGAAAAUGUGACCAAUCAAGAAUUAAAAAUCAUACCUACUAGAAUUCCACAACUGCCUGCUAGAUCUCGAUCCCGUAAUUCCCAGACAGGAAGCAAUCAGCGGGAUCCAGUCUUAUUCCUAGAGUUCGAAUCCCCUGCAGAGACCAGUGACACUGAAACGCUUCUUCACAGCAGCCAACCACUGCCUAGUCCACGCACCAUAGAGACAGAAUCCACGAAAUCAUUUGGUUUUGUGCGUCCAGAGAGGUCAUUAAGGCGUCACGAGACCUUCAUUGACCGCAGCAACACUGAACGGGAGUCUCGAGAUGAACGUCGCCGGGGUAUUAAACGCAGUGAGAGUUUCCAAGCCAGCAAUAAGACUGAUUACAACAGUCAUCGAUCCUAUUCCCCAAGACGGCGAGGUUCCACCGACCUUUUGGUGCCUCUUGAGGAGAAAGAGGUUCACAUCAGUGGUCGGAUGUUCACCAAGUAUACCCCUCAUGAAGUCGAGCGGCGCAACCGUGUCAACGAGCUUAUUACUGCUGAAAUGAAUCUUCGCAAAAACCGUAGCGUGGAAGACCGCCUAGAUCAGUGGUUGGAGACUCAGGGACCUGAUGGCGAGUGGACACUGAAGUGGAAGUACCCAGAUAUUCGCCAUGAAGACGAGAAACCUAACCGCCAAAAAAGUAGCCGUAGGCACGAAAGUCAAUCACCAACUCGUUAUGAUGACAACAGAAGAUCUUCAAAAUCAAAGAAUGUAGAAAACAGAUCAUCUUCCAAGCACCAAGAAAAAACACAGUCUUCAAAGUACCCCAUUAAUAUUUCUGGUACUCCAAUCAAACCAUCUCGUGCUGGCAAGCAAACUAAGUUUUCCAACUCUGAGAUUAGUGCCUUCAGCGGCUUUAAAAACCCCAAUGGAUUUCGGGAGAGUGACUAUGGGCCAAAUUUUAUGCUCAACAAACCAAACACACGCUUGCCAGACUUUGCAGAUUUAGUCGAUUAUGGUGGCCGUGACUACCCUCUUCCCCGCGGGCGGAGCUCAAGAGAGAAGGGCAUAGGAGGAAGGCGGAAGGGAGAAAUAGAUCCAGAUAUUCCAACGCCAGACUACACGGCCACACCUGCUGGCACCAUGUCCACUGUAAUCAACGGGUCACCUGCAAAACACAUAUUAGACAUGCCAUCGGGACUUUAUUGAGAAUUUAAAAUUGUUCCACUUCUCCAGGUGAUAGAUAUUGUGUACUGUGUAUAUAUUAAACAUUUGUAGACAGCUUGUGUACAAAAUUUAAUUAAUUCAAAAAUUGACAAAUUACCAGAUGGAAAGUAAGGGAAAAUAUUAGGGAUAUUUUAAAAUAUCCUUUGUUAAUAAAACUAAGUAAAUAUACUGUAUAUGUAUACUGUAGUCAAUACAUUGUUCCACAUAAAAUUAUACACGAGGUUUCCUCAGUCACAAACAACUGAAACGUGUGCAAUAUUCAUGAAACUUAUGUAAAUAUGUGUACUGUAUAUAGUGUUCAAUAUUACCCUCUAUGUAAACUAAAGUGUCAUCACAUUGUAGAAUGGAAGAUGUUUAUAUAAUGUUGCUGUGAUCUGAUACAAGUUUGCUUUUGUUUAUAGAUUUUCCUGCUACUGUAUUCUUGGGUUACCAGUUUUCUUAUACCCUUGGUCCACUGUUAUCCAGUCAUGAAUACUAAAGACUUGGACAUUUGUGGUCAAUUUUAAUUUCUACUUCCCAAGUCAUAAAUAUUAAAAGAUUGAAGUG
Molecule: messenger RNA, 5045 nt
Organism: Procambarus clarkii (red swamp crayfish)
Lineage: Eukaryota; Metazoa; Arthropoda; Malacostraca; Decapoda; Cambaridae
Gene: mwh
Product: multiple wing hairs
Biological process (GO): regulation of cell shape; cortical actin cytoskeleton organization; cell migration
Cellular component (GO): cytosol
Molecular function (GO): actin filament binding; small GTPase binding
Source: RefSeq, a predicted model, not a curated record